ACAGUAUUAGGCAAUUGAACGUAUUACAAUUGAAGUGUAAUACUUUUGUUACUGCGCCGCUCCACAGCCACUUGAUGUAAAACGCUAUCAUUGCGACAUGCAACAAAUUAGUCAUAAUUAAUGGGUUUACGUCCCUGCGUGAUCUUGAAUUGAUUCCUUACAACCCUUUUUGCUACAUUGAGCAAAUGCACUUCUUGAUUAUGCUUCCUUUGUGAACAAGUUUUAUGCUCUCCUCAGUCUAUUAUUAUGAUUGCAGUUGAUUGAUUGUUUCCGUUAGUUAUGUGAUAUUUGGCGUUAGCUCAAUAUAAUUAUUUGAAUUCCUUAGUGGCUACUUGGGAUCUGCAGUUAGUCAAGAGGGCAUUUGAAUUUGAAAAACGUAAUGUUGGAGUUACCAAUAGGUGGCUGGUGGACACUUUACUCAUUCCAAAAAGCCAUCAGCAUUUAUUGGCUGCCCAAAUCACGUGAUUUAACUAGCGCUUUGGAUGAAAUCGGCCAGCAAUCAAAGCGGAAAUCCUGUAGGCGUCUCGUCAAAGUAAAUCUCUUUCUGAAACUCAACUGACAACGAAAGUUUAGUAAACAAAGAAUGCUGAAAAAAUUCUUUUUCUACACUGUGGCGUUUGGUUUUAUCGGCGCAUCUGUGCUCUACUGCUGCGUUUACUUCUCACGACAUUACAAUUUUCAACAAGAACCAGUAAAAAACUUUUCCCCCCAGACCCACUUGAAUAAUCAUAAAAGCGCCGCAGAGUUGCAACUCGAUACCAGCGAUGACCUUUGGCACUCAUCAGACAGCGGACGUAAGACGAUCCUCUUGUGGCUACCCGUGUCUUACAUUUGGAGCAUUCAAAUGUCUUUAAAAAGUUGUUCCAUCGAUACUUGUCGAUUUACGACCGACCAUCGCCAAUUGAACAAGAGUGGCGCCGUUAUUUUCCACUUUCGGAAUAGCCAUCCGAUGGAUCGUUUACCAACAUAUCGACGACCGGAACAGUAUUACGUCUAUUUAAACUUUGAAUCUGCCAUUCGCAGCAAGAAUCAUUUUCCAUGGGGGAAAAUACCACGUCAUUUUUUCAACCUGACUGCAACGUAUCGUCUCGAUUCGGAUCUUAACGAAAAAACAUUUGGUGGGUAUCAAUUUGAACCCAAGGAAAAGCUGGAAAUCAAAGACGUGGAUUUAACCAACUAUUACGGCAUUAACAUCAAGUCCAAGACGAAAAUAGCCGCUUGGUUUGUGAGCAACUGUAAAACAUCAAUCAAUCGGGAGGGAUACGUUCGUGAACUACAGAAACACAUUCCCGUCGACGUGUUUGGUAAAUGUCUGGACAAUCACAAAUCGUGUCCGAGAGAAGUGCAAGGCCAGUGUGACAAGAUGCUGGAACGUGACUACCUUUUCUAUCUCAGUUUUGAAAAUUCUUUCUGCCCAGAUUACGUCACGGAAAAGUUCCACAGGGCAUUCGAGACGGGCACUGUCCCCGUCGUGUUUGGAGGUGCAAAUUAUUCCUUGUUUGCUCCUCCUCAUUCGUUCAUCAAUGCGCGUGAUUUCGGGACUCCCAAAUUACUGGCCGAUUAUUUACGGAAACUGAGCAAGAAUUCGGAUCUCUAUUCCCGUUACUUUGACUGGAGGAGAACAUUCAGUUUGCAAAAUAAUCCCGGCUGGCCCUGCAGACUUUGCAAAAUACUCAACGAUUCCGGCCGGAUAUCAAAGAGCUACGAGGAUAUUGAGGACUGGUUUUUCAACAAAUUGCCUUGCGAAAAUUACAAAUGGUCGAACCAAACAGCGAAAUGAUAUUUUCAGAAUUUGUUGCAAUAAGGCAAAUUCAACUAUUUUGUGAUAUUAAAUAAGGCACCGUCUUGUAUCUUUUGCUACCGUACUUUCUGUGCGGGUGAUAGAAAAAUAUUACAACUGGCAAAUAAAGAUCAAACUACUAGCAUACAAAA
Messenger RNA from Daphnia magna, 1932 nucleotides. Its product is annotated as 4-galactosyl-N-acetylglucosaminide 3-alpha-L-fucosyltransferase 9. Lineage: Eukaryota; Metazoa; Arthropoda; Branchiopoda; Diplostraca; Daphniidae. The record is from RefSeq and is a predicted model, not a curated record. Gene Ontology annotation, molecular function: alpha-(1->3)-fucosyltransferase activity. Bases 584 to 1780 code for a protein of 398 amino acids. The transcript is spliced from 2 exons. Gene Ontology annotation, cellular component: membrane.